AUGAGGAGAAGAUUCAUUGGGAAGAUAUCUUCAAGCAAUAUCAACAAGUUGGAUGCUUUCCCAAAGGUUGCUGAAGUCUGCGUUAAAACCUCCAUAACUGGGGGCACAGUUACACUGCUUACUUUCACACUGAUGGCCAUCCUAACCAUUGGGGAGUACUGUUAUUAUCGGGACACUUGGAUCAAAUACAGUUAUCAAGUUGACACAGAUAUUUCCAGCAAACUACAAGUAAAUAUCGACAUUACGGUGGCCAUGGAAUGUGACUAUAUUGGAGCAGAUAUCACUGAUCGGAUGGAUAUGGCCGUCAGCGAGUCUGAGGAUUUUCAUUACGAGCCGACCUAUUUUGAACUCUCAGCCGAGGACAGAGCCUGGCAGAGAACGAUGCAAAAUAUAAAUCAACGUUUGCAGAAGGAACACAACCUCCUGGGCUCUCUCAUCAAGUCACCGUUUAACAGGACAUCUCCAACAGAACAUCCAAGAGGCGUUGGCACCGGCGAGCCUCCUGACGCCUGCAGGAUCCACGGAUCAACAGAGGUCAACAAAGCAUCGGGAAAUUUCCACAUUCUAGCCGGAAAAUCACAGCAACUCCCAAUGGGUCACGCACAUGUGCUUGCAGUGAAGAACCUUGAAGUGUACAAUUUUUCCCAUCGGAUCGACCAUUUCUCCUUCGGAAUGCCAAGCGCAGGAUUAAUACAACCACUAGAUGGCAGUGAGAAGAUAACAGAGUCAAAUCUGUACAUGUUCCAAUACUUCUUGAUCGUGGUGCCCACUGAGAUCAGCACCUACAAGUUCUCCACCAGCACCCACCAAUUCUCGGUCUCGGAGCACUUGCAGGAAAAAAGCCUCACGGGAAUGAUUAGGAAGCACGAGGUGCCAGGAAUCCUGGUGAAAUAUGAUCUCAGCUGUCUUAAGAUUUUGAUCUGCGAGGAAGGAAUGUCCCUCAGCCGGUUUCUAAUUCGCCUCUGCGGUGUCGUAGGUGGAAUAUUUUCAACUGCAGGGCUUCUGCACAAUAUUUGUGGAUUUAUUAUCAAUCUUCUUUGCUGCCAGUGCAAAUCCAGAAACGAAUACAAUGGUGAGUUGAAAACAGAUUCAAAUUUCUUGCAGUUCUGUUCGAGCAACCUCAAUCAUGUUAAAUUAAACUAAGAACCCAAUGGAAGUCCAUAUAAUCCUCG
Amblyraja radiata (thorny skate) is the source of this 1172-nucleotide messenger RNA. Its product is annotated as endoplasmic reticulum-Golgi intermediate compartment protein 2-like. NCBI's taxonomy places the organism in Eukaryota, Metazoa, Chordata, Chondrichthyes, Rajiformes, Rajidae. The record is from RefSeq and is a predicted model, not a curated record. Gene Ontology annotation, biological process: retrograde vesicle-mediated transport, Golgi to endoplasmic reticulum; endoplasmic reticulum to Golgi vesicle-mediated transport. Gene Ontology annotation, cellular component: membrane; COPII-coated ER to Golgi transport vesicle; endoplasmic reticulum. Bases 1 to 1143 code for a protein of 380 amino acids. The transcript is spliced from 12 exons.